Molecule: messenger RNA, 2888 nt
Organism: Olea europaea var. sylvestris
Lineage: Eukaryota; Viridiplantae; Streptophyta; Magnoliopsida; Lamiales; Oleaceae
Product: zinc finger MYM-type protein 1-like
Exons: 5
Molecular function (GO): protein binding
Source: RefSeq, a predicted model, not a curated record
UCACUCUGUCAGUAACUUCACUAACUUGGUAUGUCAGUAACUUCACUAACUUGAGUGACACUAGUAGGAGAAUAUUGAACCAGGGAGUGGAGAAUUGGUGGGAUGAAUUGAUUACCUUCUUUAGGAAUUUGAUUGAUCGAUGUUUCCAUAGGGACGUGUUUCAUUUAACUAAGUCGGAGUUUGAAGAAGUGGAAGAGAAAGAUCCCUUCAGCCCCAAGAUGCCCAUUAAGAAACAAGAUGAGUACAUAGUUGGUGCUUUUUCUGACUUUAAAUGUAUAGUUGGAUAUCAAAUGAAUAGAUACUUUCAACGAAAAAGGAACAUAGAUAGUGUUGAUGAGGGGGCAUCGAAUAAUGUGGAUGUUGAUAAGGGGUUAUCGAAUGAUGUGGAGUUUGAUGUCACAAAACUUCCAACUGAUCCUGGUUUAAGGAUACCCAUUUUGGAUUACAAUGCUAACAUCCGAGAUGAAGUUCGAAGAGCAUAUAUGUUAAAGGGUCCUUGUCAGCCCCAAGAUCAUAACUUUCCAAAACGACAAUUUGGAGUAACAAUUAGACGAUUCAAUCCUUCGUGGUUUAAAGAGUUCGGUAGUUGGUUGGAGUACAGUGUAGAGAAGGAUGCUGCUUAUUGUUUGUAUUGUUAUCUUUUCAGAACAAGUUCUGGAAAGCAAGGUGGAGGUGAGUCUUUUGUUGGCGAAGGUUUUACAUAUUGGAAAGAUAAAAAAAGGCUUCAUACUCAUGUUGGGCUUCAUGAUAGUGCACAUAAUCAAGCUCGCAUUAAGUGUGAAGUGUUGAUGAAUCAAGAGCAACACAUUCAAUCAGUUUUCUACAAACAGUCAGAACAAGCAAGAAAUGCAUAUGUUACACGCCUUAAUGCAUCCAUUGAUUGUGUUCGAGUUCUUUUGCGACGAGGGCACUCAUUUCAAGGUCAUGAUGAAUCUGAGGAUUCUCUCAAUCCAGAUAACUUCUUAGUGCAAUAUCAAUUUUUGGCUGCUCAUAAUGAAGUUAUCAAUGCCGUCACAUUGGGAAAUACUCCUCACAAUUGCAAAUUGACAUCACCUGAUGUUCAAAAGGAUAUAGUAAAUGUUUGUGCUAUUGAAACGAUCAAUGUUAUUAUCAAAGAUGUUGGUGACUCGCUAUUUUCUAUUCUAGUUGAUGAAUCUUGUGAUGUGUCAAUGAAGGAGCAAAUGUCUAUUGUUUUACGUUAUGUAGACAAUAGUGAGCGUGUCAAUGAACGCUUCAUAGGGAUUGAACAUGUUACAAGUACUACGGCUCUAUCACUUAAGGCUGCAAUUGAUAAGGUAUUUUCUAGAUAUAACUUGAGUAUGUCUAGAUUGAGAGGACAAGGUUAUGAUGGAGCAAGUAAUAUGCAAGGUAAGUUUAAUGGUCUGAAAACACUCAUUUUGAAUGAGAGUCCAUGUGCCUUUUACAUUCACUGUUUUGCUCAUCAACUCCAACUUGCGCUUGUGGCUGUGGCAAAGAAGAACAUCCCUAUUACUAACUUCUUUGGUGUGGUUGGGAACGUAAUAAAUACUGUUGGACCAUCUUCCAAACGAUGUGAUCUUCUUCGAGAAAAACAAUUAGACUUUAUUGUUGAGGCAUUGGAAAAAGGUGAGAUUUUAAGUGGACAGGGACUUAAUCAAGAAACGGCCCUUCAGCGCUCUGGUGAUACACGAUGGAGUUCACAUUAUAAUUCUUUGGUCAGCUUGCUUGCCAUGUUCUCUUCUGUUGUAGAUGUACUCGCAAUAAUUAUUGAAGAUGAGUCUUGUUCUUGUGAUCAAAGAUCUGAUGCAACAAAUUUAUUGGAGUUAAUACAAAGAUUUGAUUUUGCAUUUAAUCUACAGUUGAUGAGAAGUGUGUUGACGAUUUCAAAUGAACUGUUAAAGGCAUUGCAAAGAAAAGAUCAAGAUAUUGUGAAUGCAAUGCAAUUGGUAAGAUUGUGCAAACGACGACUCCAAAUAAUGAGAGACGAAGGGUGGGACUCCUUUUUGGAAGAAGUAUGCUCUUUUUGUCAAAAACAUUAUAUUCAUGUACCCAACAUGGAUGAUAUGUUUUUACGCCUUGCAAUUCGUGGUCGCCCUCAGCGUAAUUCUCCAGAAAUUACAAAUUUACAUCAUUAUCGAGUAGAUUUGUUCUACUCUGUCAUCGACUUACAACUUCAAGAAUUGAAUGAUCGUUUCUCGGAGGUAAAUACAGAGUUACUCCUUUGUGUAGCUUGUUUAUGCCCACAAGAUUCAUUUUCUUCUUUUGACAAGAAAAUUUUGAUUAGACUUGCUGAGCUUUAUCCAUUAGAUUUCUCUGCAGUAGAUUGUAUUGUACUUAGCGAUCAACUUGAGACUUAUAUUUUUGACAUGCGCUCUAACAAAGAGUUUGAAGGGUUGAAUGGCCUUGGUGAUCUUGCGGAGAAGUUAGUUUUGACAAAGAAAGAUAAGAUUGAGAACUCUAUUGUGUGUUACACUGCUGGUUUGGAGAUUCAACAACUAGUUCUGGGGGACAGUAAUCCUCGAUUUGGCUUGACUUGCAGGUAUCUUGCCGAAGCUCAUGUUCAGGCAAUGCAAUUUGAUGAAGCUGAGACGCUUUACCUUAUGGCACUCGAUAUCCAUAAAAAGAAUGAAUCCUCAGCUUCUCCUGAGGAAGCAGCAGAUAGGAGACUUUUGGGACUUAUUUGUGAAUCUAAAGGAGAUUAUGAAGGUUCCCUAGAACAAUAUGUUUUAGCAAGCAUUGCAAUGGCCGCCAAUGACCAGAAUGCAGACGUGGCUGCCAUUGACUCCAGCAUUAGCGAUGCAUAUUUAUCUUUGGCGCUGUAUGAUGAAGCUAUUUUUUCUUAUCAGAAAGCUCUCAAUAUGUUACAGUUGAACAGAGGAGUAAACCAUGUUACAACCCACAUUAUUUAG